Nicotiana attenuata is the source of this 1589-nucleotide messenger RNA. RefSeq names its product cycloartenol-C-24-methyltransferase 1-like. NCBI's taxonomy places the organism in Eukaryota, Viridiplantae, Streptophyta, Magnoliopsida, Solanales, Solanaceae. Gene Ontology annotation, biological process: sterol biosynthetic process. Gene Ontology annotation, cellular component: endoplasmic reticulum. Gene Ontology annotation, molecular function: sterol 24-C-methyltransferase activity. The transcript has 14 exons. Bases 204 to 1244 code for a protein of 346 amino acids. The record is from RefSeq and is a predicted model, not a curated record.
CAGUGUUUGUAUUUAUAUACAUAUACAUAUUGUAAAUUGUCACGCAACUCCUCAAAGUACAUCUGCUUUCUACGAUCUGUCUCUGUUUUAUUAUAUUCUUUCCCAUUUCUCUCUUGAAAGGUGAAAGGUUCUCUCCAAGAAUACAGAGAUCCUUUCUCUACCUAUUCUUCUAUUCUCUGUAUAUCUUGUGAUUUGGGAAAGAAAUGUCAAAACAAGGGGCUUUUGAUCUGGCAUCUGGGGUUGGUGGCAAAAUUAACAAGGAGGAAGUUCUCUCUGCUGUUGACAAGUAUGAGAAGUACCAUGGUUAUUACGGAGGUGAAGAAGAAGAGAGAAAGAAUAACUAUACGGACAUGGUUAACAAAUACUAUGAUCUUUGCACUAGCUUCUACGAAUACGGCUGGGGAGAGUCAUUCCAUUUUGCACCCAGGUGGAAAGGAGAAUCACUCCAAGAGAGCAUUAAGAGGCAUGAGCACUUUCUUGCCUUGCAACUGGGAUUGAAACCAGGACAAAAGGUGUUGGACGUAGGAUGUGGAAUUGGUGGGCCGUUAAGAGAAAUUGCUCGAUUCAGCUCUACAUCAGUUACAGGCCUCAACAACAAUGAAUACCAGAUAUCUAGGGGACAGGUGUUGAACCGCAAAGUAGGAUUGGAUCAGACUUGCAACUUUGUAAAGGGUGAUUUCAUGAAAAUGCCAUUCCCUGACAAUAGCUUUGAUGCAGUGUACGCAAUAGAAGCUACCUGCCAUGCACCAGAUCCAGUUGGAUGCUAUAAAGAGAUUUACAGGGUGCUGAAGCCUGGUCAAUGUUUCGCUGUGUAUGAGUGGUGCAUGACCGAUUCUUACAACCCCAAUAACGAGGAGCACAAGAGAAUCAAGGCCGAAAUUGAGCUUGGAAAUGGCCUCCCUGAGGUUAGAUUGACAACACAGUGCCUCGAAGCAGCCAAACAAGCUGGUUUUGAAGUUGUAUGGGACAAGGAUCUGGCUGACGACUCACCUGUUCCAUGGUACUUGCCUUUGGAUACGAGUCACUUCUCGCUCAGUAGCUUCCGCCUAACAGCAGUUGGCAGACUUUUCACCAGAAAUCUGGUUUCGGCACUUGAAUACGUGGGACUUGCUCCUAAAGGUAGUCAAAGGGUUCAAGCUUUCUUAGAGAAAGCUGCAGAAGGUCUUGUCGGUGGUGCCAAGAAAGGGAUUUUCACACCAAUGUACUUCUUCGUGGUUCGCAAGCCCAUUUCAGACUCUCAGUAAUAUGGAGUUUAGUCACUUAGCUUUUUUGCUUUAGUUAGCAACUCUGUAAGAUUCUUCGCACAGAACUUUACACAUUGAAUAUGACCGCGCUAAUUAAGGUGACUACAGUUUUUGGGAGGGCGUUGUGGGUGGGGGGUUUCUUUUUUUGUGUUGCUUGUCUGACACAAUUGAUUUCAUGUCUUGCUAUUUUUGCCAUUGAUGUCCUUGUUCUAAGAUAUAUGCCUAUUGACAAGCUCAUAAAGGUGGGCAUUUGCUAAUAUAUGGUGUUUCAGGUAAACGAACUUAUUUCUUUGGACUAAUCAAAGAAGACAAUUGUUUGUUUAUGUGAUUCAUCGUGUUCUUGAA